AUGCCUGGUGAGGAUGGAGAGAACGAGGUGCCCCUCUACGCCCCAGAUGGUGUGGAUCCCUCCAAACAUGUGUACCUCAAUGCGGAUAUCGCCAAACGUCUGAAGCCACAUCAACUCGAGGGCGUCAAAUUCUUGUGGAGAGAAAUCACUGCUCCUCAAGAUGAGGACGGCCAAGGCUGUUUGCUAGCUCACACGAUGGGUUUGGGCAAGACAGCUCAGAGCCUUGCGCUCCUUACGGCAGUAGCCGAAACAGCAAAGGACAUGAACAAACGCGAUGCUCUUCCCGAAGAUCUGAAGAAGGCUAGAAGCAAGUUCAGAGCCCUCGUACUGUGCCCGCCAUCUCUCAUGGCAAACUGGAAGCAAGAGAUUGCCACAUGGUGCCCCAAGAAGCUGUUCCAAGUCUUCAGCUUGAGCAGCGAAGUAACAGCUAAGGAAUUGAGACUGUAUGAGCUCAAAAGCUGGCGUCGAGAAGGAGGCAUAAUGCUUUGCGGUUAUACAAUGUUUACCAGAUUGAUAAAUCGCCAGGGUGGCAAGACGCAAGCCCUCGAUGAUGCACAGCAUGAGACUGUGUUGAAGAUCCUUCUGGAAAAGCCUCAUAUUGUCGUCGCCGACGAGGUACACACUAUUAAGAGCGAUUCAAGCAAGGUUUCUCUAGCCGCUCACAAAAUCAAGACUCAACGCCGCAUUGGUCUAACAGGCUCACCUAUGAGCAACAACACUACCGAAAUCUUUGCUUUGAUCGACUGGGUAGCGCCUGGAUUCUUAGGCAACAAAGUCGAGUUCAAAGCUCACUACCAGGAACCAAUCGAAGCGGGAACAUAUUUCGACAGCAGCCCGUCCGAAGUUCGGAGAUCACUGAAAAAGCUGGCAGCACUGAAAGAUAUCAUUGAUCCAAAGCUCAAUCGCGCCGACAUCACUGUGCUCAAAGGCUCUCUCAAGAGAAAAGUGGAGUUCGUAUUGACAAUUCCACUGACCGAAUCGCAGAGAUCAGGCUAUGCGGCUUAUGUCAAAGAAAUCCUCCGUGGCAAGGCUGGUGAAGAAGGGACAACAAUCACUCAGGCCAAGCUUUUUGGGUGGCUGUCCAUCCUGCAGCUGUUGUGCAACCACCCAAUUGUCUUCCGACGCAAGCUGCUUGAACCCCCAAAAGAAACCACCACCACCAACAACAAGAAGGGCAAGAGGACUACACUCAAUCCUGCAGAGAUUGAAGUACCUGCAAGCCCAGCCACAUACGACAUCAACAAAGCUAUAGUCGAUGCUUUGCUCGAAGUCGUUCCUGAUGACGAUUCUAUUGAGCUGUCCUACAAAACCUUGCUCGUCCGAAAGAUUAUGCGUCUCUCGAUCGAAGCGGGCGACAAGGUUCUGAUUUUCUCUCAGAGCAUACCCUCUUUGAACUUCCUCGAUCGUAUGCUAUCGAGUAUGGGUGCCAGUUAUGGACGCAUUCAAGGAGACGUCGCUCAGGAUAAGCGCGAGAGGGUACUCAAGCAGAUGGCCGAUGGCAAGCUCGAUGUUUUGCUCAUCUCAACUCGUGCAGGAGGUCUUGGCUUGAACAUUCAGCAAGCCAACCGUGUCAUCAUCUUUGACUUUGCCUUUAACCCAACCUGGGAGGAACAAGCCAUCGGAAGAGCGUACCGUCUCGGACAGACGAAACCUGUAUUCGUCUAUCGCUUUGUUGCUGGAGGCACAUUCGAGUUCGCGUUAUACGACAAGCAAUUGUUCAAAACUGGCCUCUCUUCUCGGGUCGUCGACAAGAAGAACCCUCAGCGCAACGCAAACAAGAAGCCUGCAGAGUGGAUGAAACCACCUAGCGACGUGUUGCAGCAAGAUAUCAGCGUCGAGGCUGGAAAAGACGAGCAUGUCAUGGACAAGAUCAUCACGAGCCAGGUCGAAGGUAACGAUGAGUUCAUUCGCAGCAUCAAGACUAUGGAGACUCUCAUGGAGGAAUCCAAAGAUGAAGCUUUGACGGCAGAGGAGAUGAAAGAAGUAGCAGAUGAGGUCCUACGAGCGAGAACUGCGAAGAUCCGCAAGCCGGUUGUAGAUCCAGUCCCGCCUCCUCCGCCUGCAUUUGGUCUGCGCCCAAUUGACGCUGUCAUCAAUUCUGGUUCCGGCUCUGCCUUUCAUGAUCUUCCGACCAUGCCUAGGUCAGAUCUCGCUACUGAGGCUCAAGGCCAAUUCAAUCGUGACCUGGCUUUCGAAGCCGCAGACAGACGUUUUAGGGCGCAGAUUCAAGGUGUUAAGCCUACGGACCCGACUGGCUCACCGCCUACACCAAGCAGAAUGAAGACAAGAUAUUGA
This is a messenger RNA of Aureobasidium namibiae CBS 147.97, 2295 nucleotides long. RefSeq lists its product as uncharacterized. The record is from RefSeq and is a predicted model, not a curated record. Bases 1 to 2295 code for a protein of 764 amino acids. Lineage: Eukaryota; Fungi; Ascomycota; Dothideomycetes; Dothideales; Saccotheciaceae. The transcript is spliced from 2 exons. Gene Ontology annotation, cellular component: nucleus. Gene Ontology annotation, molecular function: ATP binding; ATP hydrolysis activity; ATP-dependent chromatin remodeler activity.